CAUCCCAAUUCACAACUCGCUGCUCAAGCACAUCUUCUAGCCUUGUACACACAGAGCUAAGCGUCUGCUUGCUUCAUCUCAUCUCGGCCUCUCCCGAUCACCAUCGGCAGCUACCAGAUGGCUCGCUUCGCCGUGGUCGCCGCAAUCAUCGCCCUCCUUGCCGUCGCCACCGCGGCGCAGGGCCCCAUGCCGGCGCCCAGGAUGGCCCCACUACCGGCGCCUCCGGCGAGGUCCCCGGCCACUGCCCCUGCGCCUGUCGCCACCUCGCCCACCGCCGCGUCGCCGUCCCCGAUGGCCUCUCCCCCGGCCCCGCCCACCGACGCGCCGACUGACGCUCCCUCAGCGAUGACGCCGUCCGCGGUCUCCGCCACACCCUCCGGUGCCCCCACCGGCACUCCCGCAAGCUCUGCAGUGUACUCGUCCGCCGCCAGCUUCGUCGCAGUCGUCGGAGCGGUCGCCGUAGCCGUCAUGUUCUAGAUGGAGGGACGACUCUGCUUCGUCUUGUCCAUAUAAUUUAGAUUGUUUCUGCGGAUUCUUUAUUAGAGACCGAAUGGAGAUUACACGACAUUGCUAUGUAAUCUGGUUACACAUGCAUGAGAUUAUUAUGAAUAUACAAUUCUUUCAUUUGUUUCCUUA
Molecule: messenger RNA, 636 nt
Organism: Triticum dicoccoides
Lineage: Eukaryota; Viridiplantae; Streptophyta; Magnoliopsida; Poales; Poaceae
Product: arabinogalactan protein 1-like
Exons: 1
Coding region: 118-477 (119 amino acids)
Source: RefSeq, a predicted model, not a curated record